This is a messenger RNA of Magnolia sinica, 1263 nucleotides long. RefSeq names its product pyridoxine/pyridoxamine 5'-phosphate oxidase 2. Gene Ontology annotation, molecular function: FMN binding; pyridoxamine phosphate oxidase activity. Gene Ontology annotation, biological process: pyridoxine biosynthetic process. Bases 141 to 740 code for a protein of 199 amino acids. The record is from RefSeq and is a predicted model, not a curated record. The transcript is spliced from 7 exons. Lineage: Eukaryota; Viridiplantae; Streptophyta; Magnoliopsida; Magnoliales; Magnoliaceae.
GGCUGCACCUCACCCUCUCCCUCGUCUCUCUGGACGAACGGAACCGGAUUGCCUGGUUAGUGACCCUACCACUGGACGCGUACCCUUUUAGCAGCCCUUCCACACGUGCGAAGGUAGGGGAGGAGAGGAGGAGAGGAGAGAUGGCGUCGUCGACGGCCGCUCCUUGGAAGCAGCUCCUUGUCAAUGCACUCCAAGCCAACGCUCCUCUCAAACACUCUUCUUUCUUUCAGCUCGCAACGAUCGGCUUCAAUGGCAGACCUUCCAAUCGCACUGUCGUCUUCAGAGGAUUCCAAGAAGGCUCUGAUAAAAUCCAAAUCAACACGGAUUACCGAAGUCGCAAGAUUGAAGAUAUCAAACACUGCCCUUUUGGAGAGAUCUGUUGGUACUUUACAGAUUCUUGGGAGCAGUUUCGAAUCAAUGGGACAAUCGACAUCAUUGAUGGGUCAAAUCCUGAUCCUGUGAAACUUCAGCAAAGAGAGAGAGCUUGGUUUGCCAGUUCUUUAAAAUCAAGACUACAAUACUUGGGACCUUCCCCAGGUCUUCCAUGUAUAAGUGAAGAACCAUGCAAUGAGUAUCCUUUAGAUCCAUCUACAGGCCCAGUUGGUGCAUUUUGUCUUUUGGUAUUGGACCCAGAAGAGGUGGAUUACCUGAAUUUGAAGAGUAAUGAGAGGCUUAUAUACACAUCCAAACGAAAUGGUGAUGGUGGGCAGUGUUGGAUGUUAGAGAAAAUCAACCCGUAAGUUGACCAUGCGAACCUGCAAUCACAAGACGAGAACUGUUGCUGCUAUCUCAACCUGUGAACCGGUUACUUACCCUAAGCAAGAUAUGAUUCGCAAUUGGCAUUUGGCAGGUAAGUUACGGUGCAUUCGGUUGCACCAAAUGUCAUGAAGUUUCAUGGUAUUUUCCACCAAAUUAGACUGAUUAAUGAUUAAAAUUUAAUGAUAUUUGAUGCAACCAAAUGCACUCUUAUAUGAUGAAUUUGGCAAAUUUAUUUCCUUGUUUGGAUUUCCAAGUUGCUAUUUAGAUCGUUCCCUCAUUAAUAAUAUAUGCAUUACAUUCACAUCAAGCUUGCCUCCAAGUUAACUAGAUUAUGCAAAAUCACUGGUUUGGAGAAAGUUGCCUUUAGGGCACCCUCUGUAAGGUUAAAAUCUUCGUUGUAUGUGGAUGUAAAACAGUGUAUGGUGGAUUCCAGUUAUCCAUUUAUACUGUUGUAUUGGUAAAACUAAAAGUUCCUAAUUCCAAUGAAUAUUGAUAAUCCUAUAA